Diorhabda sublineata is the source of this 1283-nucleotide messenger RNA. Its product is annotated as D-3-phosphoglycerate dehydrogenase. NCBI's taxonomy places the organism in Eukaryota, Metazoa, Arthropoda, Insecta, Coleoptera, Chrysomelidae. Gene Ontology annotation, molecular function: NAD binding; phosphoglycerate dehydrogenase activity. The coding region runs from base 246 to 1238 and encodes 330 amino acids. The transcript has 5 exons. The record is from RefSeq and is a predicted model, not a curated record.
UUAUAAAAAAUUAUUGUAACAUCAAUAUUUUGUGUAAAAAAAUUUCUUAAUAAAAGUAUAAUAAUUAGGAUUUCGUAAAAAUGGAAUAUUUUACAGCUUCAAAAAUAUUUACUUGCUUGGUAACUAGAAAUGGAAGCGGUCAAAGGUCAUUAACCGCAGUUGAUAAAUAAGGAUUAAAACAUUUGACCUGUCGAUAGAAUCGUUAGUGUUAAUUAUUAAUUCGUAGUGAAACUUUUGUUCUAAUUAUGGAUAUAAAAAAUGUUUUGGUAGCCGAUGCAGUAGAUAAGGCGUGUGUAGAACUUUUAAAAAAAAAUUCAAUUAACGUUACCUGUAAAUACAAAUUAUCGAAAGCAGAAUUGAUUGCUGAAAUUCCAAAAUACGAGGGGCUUAUAGUACGUUCUGAUACAAAAGUAACAGCUGACGUUAUACAAGCCGCUAAUAAUUUAAAAGUCAUCGGACGUGCUGGUGCUGGGGUAGAUAAUAUUGAUAUCAACGCUGCAACUGCUAAAAAUAUUUUAGUUUUGAAUACUCCUGGUGGUAAUGCACUUAGCGCAUGCGAAUUAACUUGUUCACUAAUAACAUCGUUAGCGAGAAAUGUAGUACCGGCAGCUGCUUCUUUGAAAGUCGGUAGAUGGGAUCGGAAAUUGUAUACGGGUCACGAACUUUACGGAAAAACUUUAGGAAUUUUGGGAUUGGGAAGAAUCGGCAAAGAAGUUGCUGUUAGAAUGCAAGCUUGGGGAAUGCGAACGAUUGGUUAUGAUCCAAUAGUACCUGCAACCGAAGCUAAAAAAUUCAACGUGGAAGCUUUGGAACUAGAGGAAAUUUGGCCCCAAGUUGAUUACAUAACCGUACAUACGCCUUUGAUACCAGAAACUAAAAAUCUAAUAUCUGAAAAAGUUUUGAACAAAUGCAAAAAAGGCGUUAAAAUAAUAAACGUAGCUAGAGGUGGUAUCAUAAACGAAAAGGACCUUCUAGAAGCAUUAAAAUCCGGUCAAUGCGGUGGUGCUGCUUUAGAUGUAUUCGAACAAGAGCCACCAAAAGAUACAGUGACAUUAGAACUGAUUCAACACCAAAAUGUUGUAGCUACACCUCAUUUAGGGGCAAGCACCGCCGAAGCGCAGAUCAGAGUCGCUGUCGAAGUCUCCGAACAAAUUAUAGCACUAACUGGGAAAAGCGAAAAGUAUACUUCGACACCUGGGAUCGUAAAUAGAAGCGUUUUGUUAAAUAUCACAAAAUAAAUGAUUAUUUAUAUUGUUUUUGAAUAAAUAUAUUACUUAUUCUAA